UCAGCCCUCAGCCCGAACCUGCGGAUCACUGGCCGACGCUAUCAGGUGGCAGAGGUCGGCCAUGACGGCGGUGAUGUCGGCCUCGACCGCCUCCAGCCCUCGCUGCGGGAUGGCCUGGUCGUAGGCCUCCUUGGUUUGGACGGCAUUGUAGAGCUUCCUCGUCUUGGUCAGCACUGCUUGGGGUGAGGGAUGGCCGGCUGCGCUGUCCGUCGACUCCAUUGCCUGAGAGAUGCAAAGACUAACACACACAGUGUAGAAUUCCUUCAUGGCUGCUCUUUUCGUCCUCCUGACCUGGUCGGGUGCUCAGCGGCCCGCUGUUUAAUGCCGAAUGGUCCCGCUGCCGCCCUGCUCUCCGGUGCAGAUAUCACAGCUCACACCUGGAGAAGAAAUGACAGCACGAAAUGAGAUAGAUCAGGGCUGCCCGUGGAUUCCCUCUGGACCCUCGCCCACGGCUGCUCACUCUCACCGACAGAGAUCUCCUCCGCAGCCCGCAAGAUGGACGCAGCCCGACGGCAGGCGAGGCACUCAGCGCCAAAAGAGAAUACAACACGCCUGUGCAGAAGUCUGGCGGCUCACGAAAAGGCCAUCUUCAUCGCCGGCAUCCAAA
Messenger RNA from Vitrella brassicaformis, 607 nucleotides. The record is from the annotation of a GenBank genome assembly. NCBI's taxonomy places the organism in Eukaryota, Vitrellaceae.